Molecule: messenger RNA, 3993 nt
Organism: Neurospora crassa OR74A
Lineage: Eukaryota; Fungi; Ascomycota; Sordariomycetes; Sordariales; Sordariaceae
Exons: 4
Coding region: 1826-3340 (504 amino acids)
Cellular component (GO): cytoplasm
Source: RefSeq, a predicted model, not a curated record
CUUUUUUUUUUCUCUUCUCUUUUUUCCUCCACAUCUGAAGAAGAGAAACCCAUAAUUCCCCGCAACAAACAUCGUCACCACCCGCGCCGCCGUGGUCACCUGUCGCUCUUUGCGCAAAGUGACCUGUGACCAUCCGUUUCUUUAUAUUGCCGUGAUCUGUGUACCGCGCUGGCCGCGCUCAGCUAAUACCUACUCGUGGUCUUGCACCAGAGGCGGCUUCUACAUCACACUGGUUGUUUACUCUUUCCGUGAUAUCAUUUCCAUCCAGAAAACAAACAGGCAAGAUAAGAUACAUUAAAGGGUGAAGCGAGACCCUUUGGCAAUUCGGUUGGGGAUUGCUCAUUGCGCUCCCCUCGCCCAUCCCCACCGCCUCCGCCUAUCAAGUAACAGCCGGCACGGGAACCCUCGUCUGCCCACCCCAGGACUCUCCAAGAGAAGUCGGUCGAUUCCCGUUGCAAUCUCCUUUUCCGGAUCGCUCGCGGUCACUCUGCCCGCAUCUGCCCGCCGAAAGACGCUGCCACUGGCACUGGACACUACUGCUGGGAAGUCAAAGUCGACCUCGCCAGCACAAUCCCUUCGCCUCGGUCCUCCCUUUUUCCUCUCCUUCUGUUCGCACUCCUCCGGACUGCUUGUCACAGGACAUCCACACCAAGGAUCGAUAUUCGCACUCCCUUUGUGCGUGAUCGCGUCCACGGCCUGGCACCACCCCGUAUACAUCCCGCCGUACACAAAUACAGGACCCUCCUUGCUACACCCACCUUACCAUUACCCGCGACAGCGAUCGAUCCUGGCCGGUCGACGAGAAAGAAGCAUUCCAAACUAAUUACUCUUAUUUUCGCUCCCUCUCUCCGUCAUUCAUCCCAAACACCACCACUACUCCCCAGCCCUGCGCCGCCGGCUCCAGAUUCCGCUCAGCCUCGAGCCCAGCAAGUCUCGCACUCCCAUCGUCUGUCACCUUGCAGUGUCAGCCGAUCCGAAACCAAAUACGCUUUUCGCAACCACGCCUCAAAGAAGAAGCCGACCGCCCACCCGUGUCACAUCACUGGGACCGAUUCGGAACCCCAGGGACGUCGGAAAACAACAGGGAGAAAGAUAGACUUUUCAGCUUGAAAGGUGUCGCUAGGCCACGGCCACUUCGGCAACAGAACAGGAAGCGCGAUCGAGCAGCAGCAAUCGAUUUGGAAAGCAGUGCUUGCAUAUUUGUAGUGAACCAUCCUUCACGGCAUUCCACUUCAAGAACCUGCGCAAUCGGGUUCGAUCGAGUUCAAGGUCGAGCGCCAAUUAACAAACACACACACACCGGCUGUGGCAGCGUUGCGUUGCGUGGCAAAACACAGCCCUUCACGACUCAUCAUCCAGUCGGAACCCGCGGCCGUUGGCUGAUUCAGGUUCCAAGGGACAUCUGAGAUCGACGUGUUGGCUGCCAGUUCUUUUUAUACUUGGCCAGGGACAAACCAUCCAUCACCUCCUCCCGGCAAUUCGUCCAUUUUGCAAAGCCAAGUGCGCAACCCGAGCUUCUUAUCUGGUAUGACGCGAGCCCACGGCACGGCAACCCAGAACCGCAAGACACUUUAAAGACGUGUAUCACAGACCGCGCGUCCGCAUCCCGCAGCACGCAUCCGGAAGCGAUACGGCACCAUACGGCACCUGCUCAGAUAGCUCAGACCUACCUACCUACAAACCAGCGUUGGUGGCCACACAAACCGGGCAAUCCAACAACCACCAGCAUCAACACCAACCGAACGACGUGCACACCUCUGCAUUCCAGCAACCCUCCCUCCCCCCCCCCCCCCCUCUUCCCCCAACCAUCACAAGCUAGCCCACCAUGGCUUUUUUCCAGUCGGAGCAGAAUGAUCAGCGGUCUGCUGCUGGCUUGUCGCUCAAUUCAAACAAUCCUUUUCGCAACCGUGACCGCGCCUCUCCCACCUCUUCAGGACCUCAAGUAUCUCCAUUCGACGAUCCCCCUCCAAGGCCUACCUCGCGGAACCCUUUCCUCGAUAUUGGAGCUGCCAACAGCACUCGUCCGACUGCACAAACCAACCGAUCAGUUUCCGACACAAUGUCUGGCUUUGACAAGAGGUCGUCUGCCACGGCCGAGGACCUGUUUGCUUCCAUCACGCUCGAUGACAGACCUUCUGGCUCAAAGCCACCCCCGCCGCCGGUCGCCCGCCGACCUGUCCCUCCCCCAGUAGCCAAGUCCAGAGGACCUCCUCCCGCUCAUCGCCCCUCUCGCUCUCAAGAGGAAGACGUUCGCUCCAGGAAGCCUCGUGGAAACGGAGGUAGCGGCACACUCAUCGACAUCGACUCUCCCCCGCAGCAGCGAAGAACAGAGAGGCGUCCGCGCAGGAACUCGGAUACGUCUGUCCUCGACUUGACCGAGGAUGAGAAAGAGCAGAGGGCUCGUGAUGCCAGGCGGCGUGAGCGUGAGCGUGAGCGUCGCCACCGCGAAAACAAGGAGAAGAAACCCACCAACCGCAAGCUCGACAUCAUCGACCAGCUUGAUGCCACAAGUAUUUACGGAACCGGAAUGUUCCAUCACGACGGCCCAUUCGAUGCUCUUAACCCCCACCGGAACAAGAACGGAAGUCGACGUGCUCCUAUGGAAGCCUUCCCUGAAGGCUCGUUGAACAACAGUCUGGGUGGUGCUGGACCUUUGAACCCCCGGCCCGAUCAUGCCACAUUUAUGGGUCAACACGACGAAGAGGCCUAUAGAGACUGGACUACCAGGGACAAGGGCCUUCCGUCCAAGAAUGAGCUGCCCGUCUUUGACCCCACUUCCCGCGGCAGUGCCAUGCACGGCGACGAGUCCCUGGGACUUGGCACUUCGACUUUCUUGGAGGGCACACCGGCUGCGCGUACCGCGAUCCAGCAACGCCAGGACGAGCUUGCUCAGGAGUUGACUACCAACGGUCUGGCGCGCAAGAAGUCCCUUGCCCACCGGAUACGCAACAUCAACAAGAGCACCUCCCGCGAGCGAGAGUUCCAGUCUCUAGGCCGACUCAACAGCGCAGAUUACGGGUACACAAGAUCCCCCCCCGGCGAGGGUGGUAGAACUUCUAACAGCAUGAAUACACCCAACUCUGAACGCAACCCCUUCUUUUCAGAAUACAGCCAGGGCAAGGGAGGAGAGGAGGGCUUUAGUGUGCGGAAGACCGACAACAACAGCCCUAGAGGCAACAUGGAGCGCCGGGCUACUACGGAUGCGGCCAUGACCCUCGAGGAAGGACAGCAAAAGCCUACUGGCAUUUUGGGCCGCAUGAAGAGCUUGAAGGGCGGACGGAGGACCCGUCCGGCCCCUCCCGGCCCUGACGCUGGUCCUGUGCCCUCGCAAUUUGCGUAGAAACGAGGAUUUGUGGGGUGAACGGCGAAAUGGUGACACGAUCUCGCAUCAAGACCUGAAGCGGAAAUUUGCUGAGUUGUUUUACGCCAAUAUUUGACGUGAGGAAUCGCGAAGCACGACAUAUGGCUCUAUACAUGGUCGCUGGGAUCGUUCGAGCAGGACCUCCGUUCUGGGCAAGGGUUGUUUCUCGGUAGUCACAUUGGAGGAAUCGAUCGCGGCAUGCAGGAACACUCCUGUACAAAAAAAUUGCUAAUGUUUUGCUUUUGGUGCGCAAAUAAUGGGAGGAGAGUAACAGGCGUGCUCGUUGGGACCGCCCCUCCUAUGGUGCUCUUAUUAUCUUUCUUUUCUCUCUGUCUGUUUAGUUUUUUUGUUAAAACGUCAAUGGGAGUCGACGAUUCCUUCUAUCGGACGGUUGUUUUUCGCGGUCGUUUUUAUUUCUUGCAUUGUUUCCUCCUGCAGCUGCUUUCAACGAGAAUCAACGCACAGUACCAUACCAAGUUCACCUCGCACAUGAUUAAGGGCAUUAUUACCUUUGGAAUUCUACGGUUUACUGUCCUUGAACUAACAUGGAAUAGUGUUUGUUGUAUGUAUGUAUUAUUUGAAAAUUUGAGAAAACGAAUGAUGGACUGUGGUACAUCUAGAGAUUUGCAAUC